Molecule: messenger RNA, 1267 nt
Organism: Diachasma alloeum
Lineage: Eukaryota; Metazoa; Arthropoda; Insecta; Hymenoptera; Braconidae
Exons: 3
Coding region: 363-932 (189 amino acids)
Source: RefSeq, a predicted model, not a curated record
ACAGAGAGAGACAGAGCGGCUGCAUCUGCCCACAUCUGCCUGCACUGUGCACCGGGGGAUGAACACCCGUCAACGGAGACUGAGAGCCAGUAUUUUUCGCUAGAGAUUUUUUAAAAUUCCCGUCGAUUCUGUGACUGAGUAUUCAGAACAGUCGGGAAAAUUAGUGUAGAUUAGCUCGGGGCUGAUCGACUGAGGGAGUGAGAAAUUUGGAUCCCUUUUUCGGUGGAGGAGAUUCGCGUUUCGGUCUGACGGCCCAGAUUGCCGUUACGAAUUACCACGCGUCUGUGAAUUUGACGGUCAAGUGUAACGGUCAGUUGUGACGUUUUCCACUUGAUUUUUAAGAAUUUUUUUUCGUCGCAAAAAUGCGUCCGGACUCGAGAAGUGUCUCAUUCACGUUCCACCGUGAGGUCCUCGCGGACCGCUCGCCCCAGGUGUCCCAGAGCCGCCGCAACCUGCGCCAGAGGCUCCAGGACAAAUUCGAUAAAGAGAAAACGGAAACGAAAGAGAAAUUGAGCGGUAAAUCGGAGCCAAGGGGGUGGAACAAUUUGAGUCUCGGGAAUGUCUCGGCGGACUCGCGGAGGGCGUUCAGAACUGGGGCGGAAAAACUAUCGAAAACAAUUUCGUCGGUUAGGACAACCCUUGGAACAAUUUCACAGAAAUUUCGAAGCUCGACAAGAAGGCGACAGAUCCUGGACGAGCAACAGUCCCCAAUGAACGGUGGAUGCAAUUCAGCAACUCCCCAGACUCGUUCUCGUUGCCUCCUAGGUCGCACCCCGACAAAGCUCUACUCCCCAUUCGGCAUAGAGUCGCCGAGGCACGCCUGGGGAAAGGAGAACGACUCCUCACCAGAAGCAUCAAAAUCCACCGCCCCACGAGAGCCCCUGCGACCCUUUCGCUUCAUUAAAUCUCGAGGCUUCUCCGCCCUCAGAUAAACCCAACCGACAAAACGAAUCAUGAUAAUAACUAGUUGGCUAGCUACUCGUGAUUAAUAUUAAGGAAUUUCUGAUGUCGGUGAAUUUAUCCUGUGAAAUUUUCUAUCUAUUAUUUAUACGCUAGCUUGUAAGAAUUAUCGAAGACAUUGAACGAAACAGGCUUUUACCUUUGAUACUUGAAACAAGGUAGCUAUUUGUCCCAUUUAAAUCUACAUUUUUUUUUAAAUAAUUCAGUAUUGAACUGUGGAGACCAAUGAUAUUGUCGCACGUAUACUUUUUUAUGCUUUUUAUAUUGUUCUUGGAGCAGAAGAAUAAAACAGUAUCAUCUUAACGUU